Messenger RNA from Chara braunii, 3235 nucleotides. Lineage: Eukaryota; Viridiplantae; Streptophyta; Charophyceae; Charales; Characeae. The record is from the annotation of a GenBank genome assembly.
CUGAGAGAGUAGUGAAAGGAAGCAGGCAGGGAAGAGUCGAGCCUGUUGCUAUGGAGGGGGAAGACGCAACUAGGCCAACUCUGCUGCUGAAUUCUGACAGCGGUGGUAAUAAUGUGGGAGCCCAAGGUGGCCUGCAGAGCCCUAGUAAGGAGUCUGGCGAAACGUGUGUUGCUAAGGAAGUGACGGAGUCGAUAGAGUCUAAAGACUGCGAAACUGUUUUGGCAGGGGGAGUAGGAGCCGGGCAAGCAAAUGACCAGGCGUUGUCUGUCGAGGAAGGUGUGGUGGAAUCCGAGAUGAAAGAUCAUACAACGAAAGUUUUGACAGACAUAGGUGAGCGGGUGGUAGAUUCAGGACAACAAGAUCUGCCAGUGCUUAGUACAUCAGCGACGCCCAUAAAGGCUGAUGCUGGCGAUGUGGCAGGAGAAUCUCAGCAAGUACUUCCCUUAGAUGACUCCAAGGAUGAGAGCAGUGUGUCUAGCAUUCUUAAUGAAGGAGGACAUAGAGAGGAUGUUGGACAUGAAGGCGCAUGCAUCACAUUGCAGGAUGCCAGGGAUGGAACUGGUCAUGCAGCCACAAGUCCUGGAGAUCCGUACUCACCUUCACCGGAGAACCGAGAUGUCAGGGCAGAGUCCACGGAGAGUUCAACCUCAGGGCCCAAUACUGUGGCUCAAGUCCCUCACGGGACUAGUGAAGCACCAGCACCGGUGCCUGAUGGUGUGGAGCCUCAGCCGAUCCUUGUGGAGAAACAAGGUCCUCUUGUGGCCACGAGUGGUGUGUCCGCUGACGAGUCUGCUAAUAAGAAGUCUGCUCCUGCUCAGGAGUCAUACAUGGUGGAGACUGGGCUGGCUUCGCCCAUGGAACAGAAGUUAGCAGAAGUUCCAGAGGACAAGGCCCAAGAGGAUGAGAAGGAAGAGAAGGUAGCAGAAGCUUCGGAGGGAAAGGAGCAAAAGGAUGACAUUCAAGGAGCUGAUUGUUCCGAGGAAAACAAGUUAGGGGAAGGUGUGGAGGAGAAAAUAGAACAACAUGACGUUGAAGGAGAGAAGUCUCCAGGUGAUCCUGAAGAAUCUGGUUCUACUGCCAGGGAGGGCCUUGUUAUGCAAGCAGAGGGUCUCUUGGUCUCAGAGGUUGGCACAGUACCUGAAACCAACGAGAAAAAUACUAGUGUACACGAUGCGGCUGAGAAGAAUGGCGAAACAGGCGAGGCUGCUGUUGCAGAGGAAAAGAAGGAAACCGCUGUUGAAGUUGAUGAUGUUCGCCAGGCAAAAGAAGUGCUUGAGGUACAGGGUGCUGCUGCGGAUGAAGAGCUGCCUGUGAGUAGUGCAAUCCCCACAAGUAAUGAGGGAGACUCCACAGUGGUGAAGGAAGGUGAAUCAGUAACCACUUCAGCAGCUGUGAGCUCUGUGGCUGAGGCAGAGUCAGGGCUUGCUCCGCUGACUAUAGCCCCAAAUAACGGAACUGAAAAUGUGGGUUCAAAGGAUGGUGAUGUUGUCAGCUCUGCCUCCGUGGCUGUACAAGAGGCACAUAAGGCAGAGGAGGAGGAUGCAGCAGAGCAGGGGUCAAGGGUAGCCCCAGGAGAUAUUCCAGGCAGUCCGUUACUCUACAGGAAUGUAGUGGUUGAGACUAGCUCAACGCCGAAGGUGGGAGAAAUUGUUACCUUGAUAGAGAAGAAAGCCGAAAAGACAUCAAAGCCUCGACCGAUCCCUGCUGGUAAGCGUUCAAAAUCUGAUGAUCCGAAGAAGAAAUCUUCAGAUGCUAAGUCAAGCUCACAGGCUGAUAGUGAGGCAUCCUACUCAGAUACUACAGGUGAUGACCGUAGCUUGAAUCCUCACUCUGGACAAGAAGUGACAUCUGCGGCCUCCAUGAGGGCAGAAGAAGGGACACAACCUGGUGUAGAUGGGUGUGAAUCGUUGGGGUCAGAGGAAAAGGCGGCUCUAUCGGCACAGACUCCGAAGUCAACAGAAGAAGAAGCCACAGCUGUGUUGGAGAAGGGUGUAUUAAAUGCACAGGCUGGAGGGAAUGAAGCGGCUGUAAGUUGUGAGGCUGCAGCGGGUUCAGGGGCGGCUUCUAGCCCAGGUGAGGUGCCAGCUUCUGACAACCCUGCUGCAAGUGCGGAUGCCUUGAAAUCCACAGAACAGAAAGGGGCUGAAACCACUCCUUGUACGGCAACGGAAGCACCAGCGGAGGAGAACAUAAAGUCAUCAAGCAGAGAUGAGUCCACGGAGAAAGCCGGAGAGAAGUCUCCAACUAAACGCAAGAAGCUGGUGGGAAGGUUGAACCUCCAUCUGCCUCACCUGCCUAAUAUGCUGCCGUUCAUGCAGCGCCAUUCCAAGCAGAAAUCCCAGCAGUUGCAGCCAACAGAUGGUGCAGCAGGGGGUGCAGUGCCUGCUUCAGGGCCAGUGACAUCAGAGGAGCGGCCUGCUCAUGCAGGGUACAAGCGACGAAGUAUGAGUCUGCCGAGCAAGUUUUAUUCAUUCGCGGAGGGCUUACGCGGGCACAAUCGGAGGAAUUCGGAUUCUCAAAUUGUUGUUGAUAGCCCGAGCCCAUCGUCGCCACCGCAUAAGAAGGCAGCCAGCCAGCGCUCCUUUGCAAAGAUUUUCCAUCGGCGCUCGCAGUCUGAAGCAUCCACUCCACGGUCAGGCCUGUUCUCUGGAUGGAAAACCAGUGCCGUUUCUGCAUUCAAUAAGCUGCGGUCGAGGAGUCGCUCUAGAGAUGUAUCCUCGAUGUCGGAUAUUGAUGCUACCAAGGAGGGUUCAAAACUGUCACACGAUGGAGGAUCAUUAGCAUCCACAGUGGAAACAAAUGAAGCAGUCCCAGACACAGGCACCAAGCAGGAGAAUGGUCAUGCCGAAACGACGGCAGCUGACCACAAAAGUGGCAGUGAAGGGAAGGCGUCAGCAGACACGGACAAAGAUGUUGCAGUUGUUGGACAGAGGCGGCUUCCAGAUGAUGAAGCGAUAAAGUCGAAGUCUGAACCGGUUGUAUCGGCAGUUGCUUCAGAGGUGAGGAUCCAAAUAUCCUACCGAUUUGUAAAGGCGGAAGUGCCGGUCUGGGGUGGGUCGGGGUUAGAGAGGGUUGUGGGGUGGAGAGUUGAGAGAGGAAUGGGAGGAGGAUUUGAGCCCGCUUGGAGACUGAAAUGAUGAAGGGCAUGGGCGCAUCUUUUUCUGAAAAGUGAAACCGGUUAAACUGACUUGUCUGGGUGGGGAGAACAGGGAAGGAUAGUCCAAGAGCCCAGAAG